This is a messenger RNA of Entrophospora sp. SA101, 1839 nucleotides long. NCBI's taxonomy places the organism in Eukaryota, Fungi, Glomeromycota, Glomeromycetes, Entrophosporales, Entrophosporaceae. The record is from the annotation of a GenBank genome assembly.
AUGAAUGUAAUGCAAUUGGCCAAAAAGUUUCCUCAAAUUCCUCAACACGACAUACUUCAAAUUACUGCUCAAUUCAAUCAAUUAGACAUUGAUGGUAAUGGAGCGCUUGAACAAAAAGAAGUUCUGAAAGCCCUGCAAGAUAUGGGCGAAAGUAGUUCAUAUGAUGAGAUAAGAGCAACUUUAAAAGAAAUAGACUUAAGUUCUACGGGUAAAGUUGAACUUGAGGAAUUUGUCGAAACAAUUGCAAAACUAAGGUCAGGACGUAAUAAAAGUGCAUUUGCAGUUAACAAACAUAAAAUCACUGUUCAUGGAUCAAGUCAAAAUGUUUCACAUACAAUAAAUGAAGAUGAAAGAACUGAAUUCACAAGACAUAUCAAUCAAACAUUAACCGGUGAUCCAGAUAUUGUUGAUAAAUUGCCAAUUGACAUCUCAACUAUGCAAUUAUUUGAUGAAUGUAGAGAUGGUUUACUUCUUGCAAAACUUAUAAAUACUUCGGUACCUGAUACAAUUGAUGAACGUGUACUUAAUGUUCCUAAAAAAGGAAAGAAAAUCAACAAGUUUCAAAUGACCGAAAAUAAUAAUUUAGUAAUUUUUUCAGCAAAAGGAAUUGGUUGUAAUGUUGUAAACAUUGGUUCGGCUGAUUUAAUUGAGGGCAGAGAACAUUUAAUUUUAGGUCUCAUUUGGCAAAUCAUUAAGAUUGGCUUGUUGAAUAAAAUUGAUAUAAAGCUUCAUCCUGAAUUAUAUCGUCUUUUGGAAGAUGACGAAACUUUAGAACAAUUUUUAAAAUUACCUCCUGACCAAAUUUUAUUGAGAUGGUUCAAUUAUCAUUUAAAAGCUGCUAAAUGGCAACGUCGAGUUCAAAAUUUUAGUAAAGAUGUAUCUGAUGGUGAAAAUUAUACUGUUCUUCUAAAUCAAUUAGCUCCUGAUCUUUGUUCACGAGAUCCUUUAAAGGAACGAGAUCUUUUAGAACGUGCAGAAAAGGUUUUACAAAAUUCUGAGAAAUUGGGAUGCAGAAAGUACCUUACACCAAAAGCUCUUGUUGCCGGAAAUCCUAAAUUAAAUUUAGCCUUUGUGGCAAAUUUGUUUAAUACUCAUCCAGGUCUUGCACCACUUGAUGAAGAAGAAAAAGCUGAUCUUGAAGAAUUUGAUGAUAGCGAUGAUAGAGAAGCUAGGGAUGUUACACCUGCUGUUAAUAAUUUAUAUGAAGAUCUCAAGGAUGGAUUAGUUAUUCUUCAAGCCUUUGAAAAGCUUAAGCCAGGAAUAGUUAAUUGGAAGAAAGUAAACAAAGCCAAUAACAAUAAUCUUUCAAGAUUUAAACAAGUGGAAAAUACCAAUUACGCCAUAUUGAUUGGUCAAUCAUUGAAAUUCACACUUGUUAAUAUUCAAGGCGCUGAUAUUGUUGAUGGAACAAAAACUUUAAUUCUUGGUCUUGUUUGGCAAAUGAUGCGAUUAAAUAUAAUCCAAACUUUGAUAAGUUUGUCAAAAGGUGGUCGUGAAAUAACUGAUGCAGAUUUAGUUCAAUGGGCAAAUGAAACAGUAAGACGUGGUGGAAAAACAACAAAAAUGAAUAGUUUCAAAGAUUCAUCAUUGAGAAGUGGUAUCUUUUUGAUUGAUUUACUAAAUGGUAUAAGACCAGGAAUAGUAGAUUAUAGUUUGGUUACAAGAGGCAUAUCUGAGGAUGAUGCGACAUUAAAUGCAAGAUAUUCAAUUUCUAUUGCAAGAAAAAUUGGAGCUACUAUUUUCCUAUUACCUGAAGACAUUGUUGAAGUUAGACCUCGUUUGAUUCUCACAUUCAUUGGUAGUCUAAUGGCUUUAGAUAAUCCUAGCAGCAUUAAAUAA